This is a messenger RNA of Anopheles maculipalpis, 1019 nucleotides long. RefSeq names its product retinaldehyde-binding protein 1-like. The transcript has 2 exons. Gene Ontology annotation, molecular function: phosphatidylinositol bisphosphate binding. Gene Ontology annotation, cellular component: membrane. The coding region runs from base 24 to 1019 and encodes 331 amino acids. Lineage: Eukaryota; Metazoa; Arthropoda; Insecta; Diptera; Culicidae. The record is from RefSeq and is a predicted model, not a curated record.
CCGUGUUCAGUUGUUCCGGAAGUAUGACAUCCCAACAACUUCCCUACCCGGUGGAUAAGCGUCCCAGCGUGUACGAUGAGUACAAGUUCACCCUACCGGAUCUGUAUCGUGAAGUGGCCAAGGAGGCACUCGGAGAGGAUGAGGUGGUUCGUGAGAAAGCCCUCGCAGAAAUGCGUCACUGGAUUGCGGAAAACCCGUACAUCUUCAAGUGUCGUACGGAUGCAAAGUUCUUGCUGCGGUUUCUCCGCUUCCGUCAGUUCUCCGUACCGCUGGCUUGCGAGGCGCUGGAGCGCUAUCUGACCGUUCGAGAGCUUUAUCCGAGCUGGUUCAAGAACCUGGACUGUACUGAAUCCGGCAUAAAGGAUAUACUAAAAAAUGAUCCAUUUACAUACCUCGGUCAAGAUGGAGCAGGCCGUGCAGUUAUUCUGAUCCGAUUUGGACGAUUUCAUGGCGACAAACAAUGCACCAUCCAUGAAGCACGAGUUAUGGCGAUAGUCCUGGAAACUGUGCUCGAAUGGGAAGAGUUCCAGAUCGGUGGCUGUCAGGUGUUCAUCGACUAUCGAGACUCCACCGUUAGUAACUUUGAAAAGUGGAGCUUAAGCGAGUUGAAAAUCAUUAUGGAUGUGUACAGUCGAUCGUAUCCGGUGCGCUAUGGAGAAAUCCAUGCGGCAGAGCUGCCAAAGUUUGCUGUUCCUGUUAUUGAAUCGCUUCUCUCCUUCACAAACCCAAAGUUGCACGAAAAGAUCAGAUGCCACUCAUCGAUCGACGAGUUUGAGAAGCUUAUGGAACUUUCGUACAAACCGAAAACGUACGGUGGAACAGUCGAUUUGGACGAACUGAAUCGUGAAUUCCGCAAGCGUAUUGAAGAUCAGCGACAGAUCGUUCUCGGGCUUGACGGAAUGGAGAUCGAUGUGGAACAUUAUGCAGCGUUGUGGGACAAGGAGGAUGAUACAGCCGAGGAAGAUUCGGUUGAUGUAAAUGUGACUGGAGCCAUGCUGGAGCAGCUAAACAUUAAAUGA